Molecule: messenger RNA, 2347 nt
Organism: Thrips palmi
Lineage: Eukaryota; Metazoa; Arthropoda; Insecta; Thysanoptera; Thripidae
Exons: 6
Coding region: 24-995 (323 amino acids)
Biological process (GO): sensory perception of taste
Cellular component (GO): membrane
Source: RefSeq, a predicted model, not a curated record
GGCCCGACAGGCCCGACAGGUCGAUGCAGGCGCUCAUGCGGCCCACGCUGCGCCUGGCCCGCGUCUUCGGCAUGCUGCCCGUGGACCUGCAGGACGGAAGGUUCCACUGGAUGAGCUUCGCCACGGCGUACUGCGUGUUCAUGGGGUCGUUCUUCCCCGCGCUCGGCGUCUGGGGCAUCGUGCGCUCGUUCGGGUUUCAAACCGUCAGCAACACUGUGGCGAUGCUCAACUCCAUGAUGUCCCUCCUCCUGUGCGGCACCAUGGCCCUGGCCAACGUCUUGCUGGCACGGCACUGGCGGGCGCUGUGCGCCGCCUACGACCACGUCGUCACCCAGAUACACGUCCUGGCCAUUGCCCCCGACCUCCGCCGCCGUCACCGCACCUUGGGGGCCGUCGCUGCCGGCGGCUUCACCCUGGCCCUGCUGCUUCUCUUGCUGGAGACGUGGUACACCUACCCCCGCCUCACGCCGCGCGAGAGGCUGAUCCUGAUGCUGGUGCGCACCGCCCUGUUCGGCCUGUACACCGUCAGCGACCUGCUCCUGGCCGUCGUGAGCGACGCCCUCACGCAGAACCUGCGCGCCUUCACCGCCCUUCUGCGGCCGGCCGCCGGCGAGGAAGCGACGCCGGACUUUUGGGAGGAAGCCCGGCGGACCUACGGGAACCUGACUGACCUCGUGGACUUCGUCGACGGCAAGAUUGGACUCAUGAUGAUCGGCAGCUACGCCCAGAGCGGCAUUUACCUGUGCAACUCGUUGUAUCACAUUUUGAGGGCACUGUGGGCAGAAAGUGUCACUGUAAGUGUGACGAAUUUCGUCGCGGCGAGCAUCAGGCUGUUGUGCGUGGCGUUCUACACCACCGCCGUCCACCAGGAGUGGCUCCACCUGAAGAGCGUCGUGUUCAAGGCGGAGGCGCGCGGCGACACGGCAAGAGUCGUGCAGGGCGUACACUGGCUUUCCCCCGGCAAACGGCCUACACACAGUGGGCCAGAGGACUAGUGGAGGCGGCCGAAACUCUAGACGCGUUUCGAGCUCCAGAGUCGCUAAGCAGGACUCCAGCUCAUUCGAGACGACCGCUGCCUCUACGCCCUGAGCCACUGAGACACACAGGCGUUAUGUGCCCAAAAUUAGACUGACGGUACUGGAAUCUUGUGCUGCUCUAGGCUUGAGAAGUUAACUGAGGAAAACGUAUUCUCACUGGGGAGUCGAACCCACGCCUCUUUACAGGCUCGAUCUAUAAUGAUUCGCUGAGCUCGAUCGACCUAUCGACCGACCGACCCAUUUGUGGGAUCACCUUUAGCGACCCUGGAGCUCCGCGUCCGGGAUUUUGGCCGCGUCCACGUGUGUUCUGGCCCACUGUACAACGCUGGCCCGCUCACGAAACCCGUUGCAGGUGCUCCGGCUGUCGCUGCAGGUCUGCACCGAGCCACUCGCCCUCACCGGCCUGGGCACCUUCCGUGUCAUUCGCCCGUUCUUCCUCUCGGUACACUCGAGGAAGUUCAUUUCGCCAGCAUCACGCGCGAAAAUUUUGGGUCUCAUAACGUAUCUCUACCUGCUUUCCCUCAGGUCGUCGGCUUCCUGGCCACGUUCGAGACGAUGCUUCUCCAGUUGGACCAGCGGCAGUAGGAUUGCGCCACAACAAAAACGAUUUGCGUAUUUAUAGGUUUCGAUUAAACAAAUUCAUUGAAAAAAUUAAAAACCGCAUCAUUGAGAAACAAACAAUGAUGUAAUUUGGCCUGUUCAGCGAGCGGUAAUUUUGACUAGUUCGCACAUCUGCCCUUACUUCCCGUGGCUGUUUAAGAUCGGAGAGUUUAGCGCACCAGUGAGAGCUGCGGUUGCAGUGCACUCUUCAAAACAACCGUCACGCAACUGACAUCAUCAAACCACUUGGAGGGGCGAUAACAAGAGAUCUUAUCAGUGGUUCGUCGGUUGAUCUGAUUUACUCAAAAUAACAAAACCAGCUCGUCACGAGAGGACAUUUUUCUUCGUUGCACGAUUUCGAGCGCGCGUUGCGCGACCCAACUACUGUGUCCCGGAAAAAGACACGACAUCUGAUCACACUGAUACCAGCCAGCGAUAAGAUGGGAUCGGAGUGGUGAUGAGUUCGUUCCCCUCCUGGCCAGCUGCCGCGUUCUGAGUCGGCUGCCGGCAACCAACGGUACGGCGCAUGCUCUCGUGUGUGUGUGUGUGUGUGUGUGUGUGUGUGUGUGUGUGUGUGUGUCUGUGGGUGUGUCUGUGUGUGUCUGUGUUGUGUGUGUGUGUGUGUGUGUGUGAGUGAGUGAGUGAGUGAGUGAGUGUGAGUGAGAGAGAGGGGGGGGAAUGGCCGGCCAAUUAUCGACAAGUGCUGCCAG